Molecule: messenger RNA, 15714 nt
Organism: Eupeodes corollae
Lineage: Eukaryota; Metazoa; Arthropoda; Insecta; Diptera; Syrphidae
Gene: Ten-a
Product: teneurin-a
Exons: 16
Coding region: 2495-11497 (3000 amino acids)
Biological process (GO): motor neuron axon guidance
Source: RefSeq, a predicted model, not a curated record
CGUGUGUAAGGUUUUUAGUCUUUAAUACUUCGUCGGUUUGUUGGGACGUUCGAGUCCUGGCACUAUUCGUAGUAAUCUAACUAUGUAAUCGCGUUUUACCACUCUGACUAAUCCAAAUAUCCUGUUUUCAAAUCAAAAUAAAAACAAGAACAACCAAAAUAUCUAUCAUUGAAUCAGAAUUAAGAAAAUUGAAAUGAUAAUUAACUGCGCCACCUGUUAAGAUGCGAACGAGUAUUUUUGUUUUUUUAUAAAUUAUAAAGGACUAUGUAUACCUAUCUUUAAAAUUCAUGGUUUCAUGUAAUCGAGAAUACCAACAUAUCUUUAUAUCGUUAGAGAGUAAAUCCUGCAAAAGAAAAAUUUGUAAAAUUAUAGGUACCUACCUACGAACCAACCUAAUCAAAGGAUAUUCAGAGUGUUUUUGUUCGUUAUAAAUUCGUUGUUCCUAAAUCCACCCGCAUAAAUACAAAAAAGUAUCUUUAACCUUUUGAAGCCCCUACAUCUAUCGUUCUAUUGUUCAUUUUGGGCUUUGAUUCGGUUUUGCAUUGUUUCUGUAUUUUUUGUUUGUUUGUUUUGUUUAAGUGUACGUUCAUAUGCGAGUGUAUGAGUGUCGAUGUGCAAAAUGAUUAAUUAACAGAGAAAUCGAUUUUGGAAAUAAAGAUACGUUCAUCCUAAAACCCUACACCACCUAAAGCUAAAGGUAUCGCUAAGCUAGCAAUAUAUGUAUAGGAAUUGUGCAAAUAAUAAUUUCCUUUUUGCUCCUCCCGUGAGGAUACAUUUUUUUUGUGUGAAUUUUCGCCUAAACCUCUUUAUACACACCAUCAAUCCAUCCAUCAAUGGCACGAAAAUACCUAUUUAAUUAAAAUACCAAUUCAACACAGCAAAACAAAAUAUAAAAAGAGGAAAUACAAAACAAAAAAUAAAAGGAUAUUCAUUUAAAGCGAUAAAAAAUUGCGAAUAAAAUAAAUAAUUCAAUUUAGUGAAAACAAAAUAAAAAAUCGUCCUUUUUUUGGGUGAAAAAGAAUUUAAGAGUGUGAAAGUGUCCUCCGAAAGUGCAUAAUAUUUUUAUUUUAUAUCGAAACAAAGUAUCGACACCUAAAAGCGAAGUUUUUUUUUUAUUGUUGUGUGUAUAAUUGUUUUUUUUUUUCUGUGUGCAAAACGAAAUAGAUGCGAAGGAUUAUUGCGAAGGAUAUCAGUGGAUUGCAAAUGUUUUCGGGCACCAAAGUGGGCUGGAUUGAAGUUUUUAUUUAUUGACGACGAGAUGCAAUGGUCUUGUUAGACAAACAACAACAGCUGCAUUAAGGUUUUAGGAUCAAGGGAAUAGAAUAAUUGAACAAAAAAUCAACCACCAAGCAAAAAUAUAAAGAAAACGAAAAUCAAAGAAAAAAAACUUUGUGCUGCCUUCGAAUUAAAAAAAAUUAUCAUAAAAAAAAAACAAACAAAAAAUGAUCCCAGUCGAAUAAUAAUAAGAAAACACAUACAAAAAAAAACAAACAUAAAACAAUUGGUUAAACCACAAAAGUGUUUAACGAUUCAGCAACCCCUUCUUUUGUGUGUGCAUAUCGCACGCCGCGCCUGCACCACCAAGGGUGGUGUAGUAACACCGCACCACAUACCGUGAAUCGUAUAUAGAGGUACAAACACGCAACUUAUGCUCAUAUUUAUAAACAAAACAUUUUUAACAAUUAAGUACCAACAACUGCUGAAUUGUGGAAACAACAAUGCAGGAUCCGGUGAAAAUCCAUCCCUGCAACCAUGAUAAUGUUAAACAAAUUGAAAAUCUUGCCGCAAGAAAUAUUAACACGUCAUUACCGAAAUACGCGCGUUAAAGGUGAACAUAAACUGUAAAUGAGAGUUUAUUCUUUAAAAUAAAAUUAAAAAAAAAUAAAAGUCUGCAAAGUUUGAAUUAUUGUUUUUUUUUUCAUACGAAUAAAAUCUGUAUAUUUAUCGUUCUUUUUAAAUUUCGAAAAUUACCCAAUUUUUUUAUAAUCAUUUGAAUUGUUUUAAAUUGUUGUAUUUUUUGCCUUGUAUGUUCUCGAAACGAAGGACUAUACUCUUUGGUGCAGUGUCCAGUCACGUGUAUUAUUAUUAGUACACACAAAUGUCGACCUGUGGAAAAUGUUUAAUCCACAUUCUUUUCGUUGUUGUCGUCGUCGUCGGUCGGUCGGUUUUUAAUAAAUAAUAAUCUCGAAUAAAAACAAAAUAGCAAAUAAAAUAAAUUUGCAUGUUCCUGCGAAUUAAAAAUUUAACACGCUUCGUUCGAAAAAACACGAAAAAACCGUAAGCUAACAUACAAGUUACGAAUUAACACAGUAUAUGUAUAUCUCUAUGCUGCAACAAUAAACAAACAACAACAAAAAAAAAAGGCAUUUAUGUAUGUACAUGCGUAUUUUUUUGGAAAAUAAAAAAUACUUUCAAAAUAUAUAAAAAUAUAUUAUAUAUACAUACACAUACCUAUUUAAAACAUAAAAAAAACAGCACAAACAAAUAUAUAAACAUGACUAUGAAAUCAAUGAAAUACACAGAUUGUGAUACAAUUAUGGAUGGAUAUAAUCCGGUACCACCACCCCUACCCAGGAGGGUGCCACCCGUUCGGAAUAUUUACGCAGAACCCUUUGCACAUGAACCCAGUCAUUCAAGCAGAUUGGGUACCAUGCAAAGUGUAAGCCACCAACAACAGAUGGCGCAAAAUAUGUCAACGGGUAAUAAUUCCAUAGCUGGGAGUAGUGGUGGUGUAGAUCGCGGCGGUGGCGGUAGUGGAGUUGGAGUUGGAGGAGUCGGUGGAGGGUCACAUUGCCAAAUGACCGGAGCUUCACCUCUUGUUAUGCCCGGAUUCCCAUUGAGGACAUCACAUUCAGCGCAUACGCCGCACUAUUCGCCGUAUUCUCCAUCAAGGUUUCACAUAGAUAAACGGUGCCAGCACAGAUGUUCCUGGAAAUGUUUGAGUAUCGCCUUAAUAUUAUUAGCAGUCGUCCUUACAGCCAUGUUGGCCUAUUUUGCAGCUGUCAGCUCAAUGAAACCAAACAUGGAUUCAGCAAAUUGCAUCCUAGUCCAAGAUGUUAAAUCCCAACCCCACGAUCAUCUCAACCAAGGUUCAACCGCUCUGCCAACCGAAGAAUCGAUAUCGACGAGUACAUCUGACCACAGUACGACUGGAUACCAGGCCGGCGGAGGUGGUGGCAUUGGCGUUGGUAUUGGUGGCAUCGGUACCGGUGCCAAUGGUAUUCAAAAUCCAUUGUCCUCCUCCCAUCAGUUGCAAUUGCAACUGCAACAACAGCAAGCGUCCCAACCCCAACAGACAAGUUCCAGCAGUAUUCAACAGCAGCAACAACAGCAACAGACGCAGCAUCUUCAGGACCAAUCGUACACCAGUGCCCAACAGCAGCAACUCAAGUGGCCGCAAGUUGUCGAAUUGAAAGACUUUAACGAGAUGUACCAUGCAAAUAUACCGCCAUAUCAAUUCUGGAACUUAGAAUUCCGUAACAAGCAUCCGGCCUUUAUUCGCUUCAACUUCACCCUGCCGUGGGGCGCAAAUUUUGCAGUCUACAGCCGACGAAAUGUGGCGCCAAGCGUGACGCAGUAUGACUUUGUUGAAUUUGUGAGAGGAGGUCGUUUGGAUAGCCGACUACGACACAGACGAAGUGUGCAUCAAAUCCACCGUCCAUCAGCUGCAGCAAAUGGGUCCUCCUAUGAGGUGCCUCUUAGAUACUCUGAUAUAUUGGCCGACACAAGAGACCAAAGCAAUGAUGAGGACGACGACGGCGACGAUGAUGACGAUGAUGAAGAAUUGCUCCAGAACAUCGGACUGGGCAUCCGACGUCGCCCAACAAAGGUAGCAGCAGCAGUAGGAGCAGAGUCAGCUGAACGUGAUGUAGACUUUGAGAAUGUAGAAAAUGUUGACGAGGAUAUCUCAACACCGUUGGACGGUGCCAAGCAACUGGCCGAAAAGCAACAACAAAGUCAACGUCAACAGCAACAGCAAAAGCAACGACAACGGCAGAGGCAUGUGAUUGGCAAACGUUCUUCUGGCGAUGGUCUGCCGAAUUUGGAUAUGGACACGAUGAUGGUGAAUGUGUCGUUGCUGCAAUAUCUAGACACGGGUCUGUGGUUUAUAUCGGUCUACAAUGAUGAAUUACUGGCGCACUCAGUGACACUGAUUGUUGAGGAGGCGGAAGGCGUUAGUACCACUUGCCCCAACGAUUGUUCCGGUCGUGGAAGUUGCUACUUGGGUAAAUGCGAUUGCAUUGAUGGCUACCAAGGAGCAGAUUGUUCAAAGAGUGUCUGCCCGGUUCUAUGUUCGGCACAUGGCCAUUACGGUGGUGGAGUUUGCCAUUGUGAGGAGGGUUGGAAAGGUGCUGAAUGUGAUAUUCCCUUGGGUGAAUGUGAAGUGCCCAAUUGCUCGAGCCAUGGACGUUGCAUAGAAGGUGAAUGUCAUUGUGAACGUGGCUGGAAAGGACCGUUUUGUGAUCAACAUGAUUGUCUUGACCCAGCAUGCUCUGGACAUGGCACAUGUGUAACCGGACAGUGCUAUUGUAAAGCCGGAUGGCAGGGCGAGGACUGCGGUACAAUUGAUCAGCAGGUUUAUCAAUGUUUGCCCGGAUGCUCUGAGCAUGGUACCUAUGAUUUGGAGACGGGAAAAUGUGUAUGUGAAAGGCAUUGGACAGGACCUGAUUGUUCACAAGCUGUCUGUAGUUUGGAUUGUGGACCAAAUGGCGUCUGUGAAUCGGGUAAAUGCCGUUGUAAUACUGGUUGGACGGGCAAUCUAUGCGAUCAACUACCAUGCGAUGCCAGAUGUUCUGAACAUGGUCAAUGUAAGAACGGAACUUGUGUAUGCUCGCAAGGAUGGAAUGGAAGACAUUGCACUUUACCUGGAUGUGAAAACGGUUGUUCCCGACAUGGUCAGUGCACUUUGGAGGAUGGUGAAUAUCGAUGUGAUUGUAUUGAAGGAUGGGCUGGUUCAGACUGUUCAAUUGCACUGGAAAUGAACUGCAAGGACAAUAUUGAUAAUGAUAACGAUGGAAUGACAGACUGUUCCGACAGCGAAUGCUGUUCGCAUCCAGCAUGCUCUGAACAUAUCAUGUGUCUUUCAUCUAAUGAUCCAGUUGAAGUGCUCCUACGCAAACAGCCCCCAUCAGUGACGGCUUCAUUCUAUCAACGAGUUAAGUUUCUAAUUGAAGAAAACUCAGUUCAAUCAUACGCCCACAUGGAUGAGUACAGCGAAAAUCGUGUCUCGGUAAUGCGUGGUCAAGUUAUAACACCACAGGGUCUUGGAAUUGUUGGCAUUCGAGUAUCAGUGGAUCGUGAUUCACGUUUUGGAUUUACCUUAACACGACAAGGAGGAUGGUUUGAUGUCCUGGUAAAUGGAGGCGGUGCUGUAACAUUACAAUUCCAGAGAUCACCUUUUCGUCCACUUACACGAACAGUUUUUGUACCAUGGAAUAGAAUUGUUGUACUACCACCAGUUCAGAUGCAACUAAGCGAUGAAGAUGAACAUGCAAGGACAGCUAUUAAAAUUGCAUCACAGAAUCCCGCUUUGACGUUCCUCAAUUCGAUUCUGUAUCAUUUUUCGGAUGAACCUUUGGACUCGAGUAAAAUUUGCAUCGUUCACGACCACGAACAGUUGAAGCCUCAAUUGAUAUCAACAUGGAUGCCCAAUGGGGUUGGAGCUAUGCCAGGAAAGAGAGUUGUUUUUGCUGAAACCCAGAUUGUUCAAGAAUCCAUCCAGAUUCCGGGCUCUGGUCUCCAUCUUACAUAUCAAUCAUCGCAGGCUUCCGGAUAUUUGAGCAUCGUUCGGAUGCGUUUGACUUCGGAGCAUAUACCAAGUACAUUGACUCAUGUUCAUGUUGGAGUGGAAAUUGAAGGUGCCCUGCAUGUGAAGACAUACGAAGCCGAUCCCAAUUUAAUACACACAUUUGCGUGGAACAAACGCAACGUGUACCGACAGAAGGUGUACGGAGUGACGAUUGCUCGUAUAUCGGUUGGCUACCAGCACUCGACGUGCAAAUCUCCUGUAUGGACAACUCAAACAGCCAAGUUGCAGGGAUACGAUGUAGAUAUUUCGGACAUUGGUGGUUGGGGAUUGGAUAUUCACCAUCACUACAAUUUCCACGAGGGAAUAUUGCAGAAGGGUGAUGGAAGCACCUUACACAUGAAGGAGUAUCCUCGAACGGUAAAAGUUGUUAUGGGAACGGGUCUGCAACGCCCACUUAAUUGUCCCGACCACUGCAAUGGCAUUGCAAAAGACGCACGGCUCCUUACCCCAAUUGCAUUGGCAUCCGGUCCCGAUGGUAGCUUGUACGUGGGCGACUUCAAUCUCGUGCGACGUAUCACACCAGAUGGCGAAGUGUUCACCAUUCUUCAAUUGAGUGCCACCCAAGUCUCCUACCAAUACUACUUGGCCGUAUCGCCAGCCGAUGGCCAUUUGUACAUAUCCGAUCCAGAGAAGCACCAAAUACUGCGCCUUCUUCGGCUGGAAAAGGUCAAAGAUCCCAGCAUCAACAGUGAGCCGGUUGUUGGCAGUGGCCAGCGAUGCAUACCCGGCGACGAAGGUAAUUGCGGUGACGGUGGGCCAGCAUUGCAGGCGAGGUUGUCACAUCCGAAAGGCCUGGCCAUUGCAGCAGACCGCACAAUGUACAUCGCUGACGGAACAAACAUCCGAGCCGUUGAUCCGAAGGGCAUCAUUCAUACGCUAAUUGGCCACCAUGGGCAUCACAACCACUGGAGUCCAGCUCCAUGUUCGGGCACCCUUAUGGCCAACCAGGCACAAUUGCAAUGGCCCACCGGAUUGGCGUUAAGUCCUUUAGACGGCUCCUUGCAUUUCAUCGACGAUCGGCUAGUCCUGCGUCUGACAUCCGACAUGAAGAUUCGCGUUGUUGCUGGCACACCCCUGCACUGCAAUAACAAUCAGGACAAAAACAAGACAAACGACAGCGUCCUCGGCACAGUCCUGGCUAUGGCUUUCUCGCCAUUCGGUGAGCUCUAUAUUGCAGACAGUGAUUCGCGGCGUGUUAAUUCGAUUCGCGUUGUCGACACAACGGGAAAUAUGAGAUAUUUUGCUGGCAAACAGGAAAAUUUGGGGUCGCUGGCAUGUGAUUGCACUACGAACACCAACAAUAACGGUAGCUCGUCUACACAAUACUCGACUACAGUUAAUCCGACUAGAAACGGAAAUACGAUGGGAAAUCCUGGCGGUACAACUCCAUCGUUGACUUCGUCGUCAUCGUUGUCGUCCUCGUCGUCGUCCUCGUCUAGCAAUGGCAAUGGUGGUGGAAUUGGUUCUGGUGGUGUUGCAGCAGCAGGCGGAGGAAUUAUGGGAAUUGGUGCUGGUUCGGGUUGUUUAUGCAAUGGCGGUAACAUCAUGACAACUGGUCCCACGACAACUACAACAGUGUUGCUAGGUGCUAAGGUAGCAGGCAACGGUGGUAAUGCCGGUAACAUUGGAGGGCUUUCUGGUCUUGGUGGCGGAACAAUUAAUGAAGACGGAACCCUUAGUAAUGCAGAGACUUUGUUAUCCUCAAAUGCUAGAUUCCAGGCGAUUUCCGCAAUUGCCGUUGCACAGGAUGGUGUCAUCAAUGUUGCCGAUCAAGGUUCAUUGCAUGUCCUAGCACUCGAGCACUAUCUACCCAGCCACGAUGAGAAUGGUGAAUUCCACAUACCAUAUCCGCCAUCGAGUGAAAUUUAUAUUUUCAAUCGUUACGGACAACAUGUAGCCACAAAUGAUUUGACAUCGGGCAAGACACGAUAUUCCUUUUUGUAUUCAAAGAAUACCAGUUUUGGGCGUUUGUCAACGGUAACUGAUAGUUCUGGGAAUAAAAUUCAAUUUUUGCGGGAUUACAGCAAUGUGGUAAGCUCAAUUGAAAAUACCCAGGACCAUAAGUCGGAAAUUCAAAUAAAUGGAAUUGGUAUUAUGACCAAGUUAACCGAAAAGGGCAAGUUCGAGAUUGAAUUGGAUUACGAUAGUAAUACGGGCUUGCUGAAUAGCCGAUCGAGUGGGGGCGAAACGUACAUUUAUCAAUAUGAUGAAUUUGGUCGAGUGACGGGUAUGAUUUUGCCAAGUGGUGAGAUUGUGCGUAUUACGUCGGAGUUGGCUGAUAACAAAGGUCUAUCGGUUUAUAUUCAUGCAUCGGUUGAAUCAUUGUUCUCGCGGGAGAAGGGGGAGACCAAUGAGUUGUUGGUUUUGGGUGGAGUGCGUUCGACUUUCAUGAAGAAGGGUCGGGAGAAUGCCGAUGCAGAAAUCAAACCAAACAACACAUUGAUUAUUCAUGGAGCCAAUGGCGUUAUCGUUGAGUCAUCUGCUGUAGCGAGACAUCCUCUAUUAGAAGCCGCUCUGCCAGUUGAAGCUGAGAUGUUGGCAAUGUGGUCCCAUCAAAGCAUUACAAUGGGUGAGGGCCUCACCAACAACAUGUACUCCGUCUUCAAUUUAGUCGGGGAUGUUAGGAACCCACAACAGACUCUGAACCGUGAAAUAUGGGUCAACGAAAGUCGAGUUAUUGGCGUAGAGUACGACCAGUUUACCAACCGUGAGACAUUCUACGACCGCAAUCGAACUCCCAUCCUGAUCAUAGCCUACGAUCAGUCAGGACUACCCAAAUCCUACUAUCCCACCAAUGGCUAUCCCGUAAACAUCACCUACGAUCGGUUUAAUCGUAUUGAGGGAUGGUCUUGGGGACCCGCUGAGCUCAAGUAUACCUAUGACAGACAUGGAUUGCUGUCAGAAAUCACAAGCCAACAAGACGGAAUAAUUUCAUACAUUUACAACGAUUGGAAUUUGGUAUCAGAAAUAGGUCUGGCAAGUCAGAGGAAAUUUGUGUUGAGCUAUGAUGAGGCGGGAGGUCUUCGGCAUGUUUUACUUCCAAGUGGAACAAAACACUCAUUCAGCAUGCAAACUUCUAUCGGUUUCAUUCGAUGGACCUACACUCCACCUGGUGGAACGAAACCUUACCUACAGCACUACAGCCACUCAGGAGCCCUCCUUCAAACCAUAUUUGCCGGCGAUGGAGCUCGAAUCAUCUACAGGUACAAUUCAGCUGGACAACUCACGGAAAUUGUGCAUGGAGAUGGAAAGAGUGAGUUUAGCUACAAUGAAAUCACGGGAAUGCCCAGCACUGUCUCACACUCCGAACGAGAGUUGGAAUACCGAUGGGACUUCGAGUUCACCGGAGGCUUGCUUACCGAAGAACGCAUCGACUACGUUGCCAAGACAGGUCUCAGUAAUGCCAAGUUCACUUACGAUUACGACACUGAUUUUAGAGUGAUCUCGAUCCAGGGUCGUAUCGGCGGCCAGAAUCUUCCAACACAAGCAUUUGCUUACGAUCGGCGCACAGGCCAACCCAACCAAAUUGGCCAAUUCAAACUGAUGCAUCCGAAACUGAAUCAAACUCAAGUCUACGACGGUACAGCUAGUUUUACCAGAACGGUCAAUGGAAGAUUCUUGGAAUCUCAAGUUACACUGUCCAUUCACAGAAUGGAAGUAUUCAGAAUGGAGUUUUCGUACGGUGUGCAUGGAAGAAUAUCCCAGACUCGAACCUACACUCGUAACGUGGCUGUGAAUACCUACACCAAUGUCAAAAACUACACAUGGGACUGUGAUGGCCAAUUGAUUGGAGUUGAGGCUCAAGAGCCAUGGGGCUUCCGUUAUGAUGACAAUGGAAAUCUUUUAUCAUUGACGUAUCGAGGAAACACAAUCCCAAUGGAAUACAACACUCUUGAUCGAAUUGUUAAAUUCGGCGAAGGUCAGUACAAGUAUGACUCAAGAGGACUUGUUGCACAGAAUGCAAGAGAAGAACGAUUCCACUACAACACCCAGGGACUCUUAGUGCGAGCCACAAAACGAGGACGCUUCGAUGUGAAGUACUACUACGAUCAUCUAAAGCGAUUGACUACACGAAAAGAUAACUUUGGAAACGUUACACAAUUCUUCUACACCAACCAACACCGCCCCUAUGAAGUAAGUCAAAUCUAUUCGCCGCGAGAUGGCAAACUUAUGUCACUCACCUACGACGACAGAGGCCAUUUGAUAUACACUCAGGUCUAUCGUCACAAAUACUACGUGGCCACCGAUCAGAGUGGUACUCCCAUUAUGAUCUUCAACCAGUAUGGCGAAGGUAUCCGUGAGAUAAUGCGAUCUCCAUUUGGUCACAUAGUCUAUGACUCCAACCCUUAUCUCUAUCUGCCGAUUGAUUUUUGUGGUGGAAUUCUUGAUCAGGUGACAACUCUGGUGCACAUGGGUGAUGGAAGAGUUUAUGAUCCUUUGAUUGGUCAAUGGAUGUCCCCCAACUGGGAAAAUGUAGCAGACAAAAUUAUUACGCCAACCAAAAUGCAUUUAUACCGAUUUAACGGUAAUGAUCCUAUAAACAUCGAUCAUGAUCGAAACUAUCCUGCCGAUUUUUCGGCCUGGAUGAAGAAACUAGGUUUCAAUAUUCCCAAUAUAGUGCCUCAGCUGACAAGAACACUCUGGGAACAACCAUCUUUGUGGGGAAGAACACUGAAUAACCCCAUUGCCCUGGACCUGAAGCGACCAGUUGACAACAUACCAACGAUGGCUGUCGAAUCAGGAUUCCUAGCCCACCUCGGUAUCCGCCGAAUGUCCAGCUUCGAAGAUCUCUCAGCUCCACCCAAGUCAGCCCUCAAAUUCGAUGUCAUGAAUCCCAAACCUCGGAACAUUGGCUCCGACUCAGAUCCACCAUUUGGAAGGGGUAUUGUCGUGUCACGAACCACAGACGGGCAGGCUAUUGUUUCAAGUGUGCCAGCUGCCAAUGCCAUCUACCGUGAUGUCUACACAUCAGUAUUUAACCGAUCCAAACUUUUGCCAUUUACAUUUGUGGUGCAUAAUGCCCAACAAGACUCGUUCUUCUUCGUCAAGGAGGAAUCUUGGCGAGCGAGUGAAGACCGACAGCAACUUAAACGACUACAGGGUCAAGUCAAUACGACUUUCCACGAAAUCACCCGAGAAAACGGAAGCGGAAACAACUAUUUGGAUGUGAAGAUUCACGGUGUUCACGCCAUCAUAAACCUUCGAUACGGCACCACGGUCGACAAAGAAAAGCAACGCCUCAUGCAUCAUGCAAAACUCACUGCAGUUCGAAAGGCAUGGCAUCGUGAAAAAGAAGCACUCCGCAACGGCCUCACGACUAUCAUCGACUGGUCACAACAGGAAAUCGAUGAGAUCCUCAAAUUAGGCUAUGCCAAUUCCUACGAAGGUGAAUACAUUCACGAAAUCAGCGAGUAUCCCGAAUUAGCCGAAGAUCCUUACAAUAUUCGUUUCACAAAAAAGAAAGCCACUGCCACAAGAAAACGAAGACGUCGAAGCUUAAAUCAGACCGAGCCAGAUGGUGUAAGUAAAUCAAAUAUAAUUAGGUAUAGUAAUAGUCUUGAAUUAAAUGAGCCCUUAUCAACAUCGUCAUCAACAACUACAACAAGAAAAACAAAAACAUCAUCAAAAGUCACAUUAAACACUAAUGAAAAUUCAUCUAAAUGUUUAGAUGAUGAAAACGCUUGUUAGCUUUUGUUAUAACAUUAUUUAUUUUAAGUUCCUUAUUAAUAUUUUGUUUUAUUUAAAUUGAUAUUUAUAAAAAAAUGCAUUUAAAAAAAAAUGGAACAAUUGAUCAUGUCUAAAAAUAACAAAACAAAAACACAUAAUAUACUUUUAGGCAAGGAAAAAAUAAAUAACUAGAUGCAAACAAGCAAAACAAACAACUAAUUAAAAAAUUUAACAUUUAUGAAAUAAAGUUAAAACAAAAAAUGGUAACUUUCUAAGUGGUGACUCGAGCUUUUUGAGACUGGCAGUAGAAUUUAAAUAGAAAAUAAAUAAAUUAAAAACAAGAAAAAUACAAAAACAAAAAGAUAACUAUGAUAUAUAUAUAUAUAUAAAUAUAUAUUUAAACUAAGACAUAGUAAAAAAAAAAAAAAACAAAAAGAGUAAACGGAACAUAUAGGUAUAUAUAUAUUUAAGUAAACAUAUUGUGAGACCAAUUUGUAAAUCCAAAUGAAUUUAUUGUUAUUAUUUCUAUUGAUUUAAACAUUUCUUUUUUAAAUUUAAUUUCAUUUAAUAUAUAAUAAUUUUUUAUUAUCUAUGGAGAACUGUGUUGGUGCGCGUAUUUGAUUUUGCUUUAAUUAUUUUCUUAUCUAUUUUUUUUAGUUUAAGGUAUCCAUUCGUAUCCAUUCCAAUAUUUUUUUAUUUUACUUUUCUCUCAAUUGUUAGAUGUUAUGGCCUUGUCAAAGCGCAGUCGGUAUUUUGCAAACAAAUUUCAAAUCAAAGUGUCAAGCCUAAAAUGAUUUUCAAAUCUUUUUGAUCAGAUGUUUGAAAAUUGUCCGAAUGAUGGAGACUUAGAGUAUAAUUUUUUUUGGUAAUUUUUCUUAUUAAGUGAAAUUUCAAGUUUUGAAGUAAUAUUUUCAAAAAUCAUGUCAUUCUUAAAAUCAGAAAUUUUUUUUAAUUUUUUUUGAAAGGUUUUGAAAUACAGUGCUUUGCAAAAGUAUAAUCGCACCAUAUUAAAAUGCAUUGAAGGGUAUCAAUAUAUACGAAGAUUUAGAGAAAACAAUGUCCCGUUACUUUCUCUUCUGUGUAGUUUUUAGAAAUAAAAACAAGCUUUACUUGAAUUGCAAAAGUGUCUUCGCAUUUGUUUUAUUUUCAAUUUUGAUAAUUUUAAAAUAAUUUACAAGAAAUUAGUAAGGGAUCUUAUUACCCACCCCUGUUUUCAAUCACUGUAAAAACUCGAUUUGGCAUACUCUCGACCAUUUUUUUCAAUAGUGAAUUGUCCAACGAGUUCCAUUCAUCCAGAAUUACUUCUUGGAGCUCUGCAACACUGCCACACUGCUUAUUUGGAGCAUACAUUCUUUUUGUCAAAAUUCCCCAAAGAUUUCGAUUGGGUUGAAAUCUGGUGAGUGAGCAAGCCACUCCAUUAAAUUUUUAUUGCGAUCUUUAAACCAAUUGAAGCUCUGACAACUAAUGUGGAUUGCACCAUUAUCUUGUUGAAAGACAUCCUAAAACCUACGAAAUCGGGCAUCAAAUUGUCUUGAAGAGCUUGUGUGUAAGCUUCAUUAUUCAUUCGGGUAGAGGUUAGGUUACAGUGCAAUUUUACCGUAGUCACAGAAAGUCCCCCAAACCUUACAGCUGCCAACUAUGAAGUUCCUCUUUUAAAAUACUUUUUUUCUUUCCUUAGGUCAUGCCAAUAUCCGUUAAAGCCCUUGGGACCAUCGAGAUUAACCUUUUUUCGUCACUGAAAAUAAAGUUUCAAUAAAAUACCUUAAACUCCUUUAUUUGAAAUAAGGUGACUAAACAAUUAAUUUAAGAAUUUUACUUACUAUUCUCCAGUUAACGUCCAAGGUUUGAUGUGCAAAUUCUAGCCUUUUAAUUGUGUAAGACCGAAACGUUUAGUUCCAUUUCGUCCCGAAUUUCCCUCAAAGAGUGUGCCGAUUUUUAAGCAAGAUUUAUUAUUUGCCUAUUAUCAUUAUGAGGUAGCAUCAACGGACGCCUUUAUCUUAUUUUGUAACAUAAGACCUUUUAUUUCAAACAACAAAAUCCAAUCUCCCAAUUUCUCUUCCAAUGGCCCUAAAACUAUGGCCACUUGACCAAAAAUCAGAAAGCAUGUUUAUAAUAUGAUGGAUGCAUUAAUGCUUUUGGAAAUAACUGAAUUUUUCGUAUUCAACCUAGUGUAUCUUGAAGGGUAUAAAAGUAAGCAUGUUUUUGAAAUUUUCAAAGCUUAUAUUUCCAAGUUUAUUAAAAAUGUAAAAUAAUGUCUCCCUACAAACUGCCAUUUAAAAGCUUUCUCGGAUAUAAGACUCUGAAUUAAGAUACUAAAUAUGUUUUAUUUUUUUAACUCUUUUUUACUGUUUUUUGGGAAAUGUUCAAAUAUUUGAAAAACAAAAAGUAUAUAAUAAACAUCAACUUAUGAAUACAUUUUUGGACUAAGGUGUACAAUCUUCAUUUUUCUAACAAGGCACUUUUUUUUGUAAUGUGCUGUUCCAUUCCAAAAUUCAUUUAUGUGAAUAAGGGUUUAAAAAGUUUCUGUUUUUGCAGACCAAAUGAAUUUAUUUAUUUCAUUAAAAGUUUGUUUUAUUACCAAUAUCAACUAUACGAAAAGUUUGGUGGCAGAACUCAGCCUUGCCUGAAUCCAUUUUACUUUAUUUCGAAAUAUUUUUGAGUACGAAUUUUGUGUUCUUAUAUAUUUUUAAUUUUUUUAAAAUGAAGUCUACAAAAGGCUUCAUCGAGUUUUCGAAAAUAUGUAUUACUUGAUUCAGAGGACAUUAAACUUAACUAAAAAUCAAUAUUAAUAUUAUCCUUAGUAUCGACUGCCAAAUGUUUUUAUGUUUUAACUUACAAAAUCUUGGUGCUUUCCGAAUUUAAUUACUCUAAAUACAUUUUUUUAUUUCACUCUCUAUUUAUAUUUACAUGAGUUACAUAUUUUAACUAAAUACUAUUAUUGUUGCCAAAUAUUAUAAAUUUAAGUAUUAAAUAUAAAUAUAUUAACAUCACUUAAUUUAUCAAAAAAAAAACACAAUUACAUAAACAAAAACAAAACAAAAAACUAUAUACUAAAAAACAAAAAAAUUGUAGAAAAACAAAAUCACAAAUGUGACUCUUAUAAAUUAAAUGAAAAUGAUAAAAAGAAUUACAGUAAAAGCUAACAAUAAUAACUGUAGGUUUAUGAUGCAAUUUAGAAAAAAAAUAUUAUUGUUUAUAAAUAUAUAUAUUUAUAUUUAUAAUAAGAAAAUAUUAACAAAAUAAAACAAAUAAAUAAAUUACAAAAAGCACGCACGGUCUCUCCUAAAGGAUUAUAAAACAUAUAUACCAUGGCAUAUAUGUACAUGUAAUCCAAAAAGAAAAAUUAAAAAAAACAACCCAUGUAGUUUUAUUAAAAAUUACAUUUUAACACUCAACAAAAAUUAAAAAAAAAAAGAAAAAAAAAAAACAAAAUAAAAUGUUCAAUUUGUAAAUAUUAAAAUUUUUAGGAAAAAAUAAAUUUUAAAUAAUAUUAAACAAUUUUUAUAAAUAACAAAAAUAAAUAAUUAUUUAUUAUUACAAUUGUAAAUGUUUAUAUUGAAAUUCUGUUUAAAUAUUUUUUUAAGUCACUUUAUUUAACUUAUAUAAAUAUAAAAUAAGCGAAAAAGAAGGAUAAGAAAAAUCUCAAAAAAUAAAAAAUGAAAUUAUCAAAUUAGGAACAUAUUGCAUUAAAAAUAAAAACAUAAACAAAAAUCUACAUCCUGAAGCUGAAUUAUGUAGCAUCAGACUAUACAUUUAACAUAAUAUAAUUAUAUGUAUGGAUCCUAAGGAAUAAAGCAGAAUAAAAUACUUCAAAAAAUAAAAACAAAAACCUGUAUUAUAUAUUAUAUUAUUAUUAUAUUGAAGUACCUAUAACUAAAAGUAAAUUAUAAAUGAAUUACUGGCCCUGUAAAUAUUUAUAAAUAAAAAACUCAAAUAAAAUACAAAAAUAAAAACAUUUAAUUUUAUCUUUAUACUCUUCUUUUGUUUUGUAUCUCAAAAAAAAGGACAACCAAAUUAUUGGCAUGCUGUUUUUAGAUGUGAAAUUUUUUGAAAGUGUUGUUAUGCGCAACAGUUUUUUGAUAUUUCAAAAAAUUCAAUACACCAAUAUUCACAAGCAAAAAUUAAUAAAAAUAAAAACAAAAUUCUCUUUCAUGCGAGCAACAGGAGUCAGUUACCUAAACAAAUUGCUUUAAGUAAAAUUGUGAAUAUACAUUUUAAAACAAAAUAAAAAAUACAAA